Sodiomyces alkalinus F11 is the source of this 975-nucleotide messenger RNA. RefSeq lists its product as hypothetical. The transcript has 3 exons. The record is from RefSeq and is a predicted model, not a curated record. Bases 140 to 661 code for a protein of 173 amino acids. Lineage: Eukaryota; Fungi; Ascomycota; Sordariomycetes; Glomerellales; Plectosphaerellaceae.
GGAAUGAUGAGCAGUGAAGCUACUUCGUACGAACAGUUCAGCGACCUGCCGAUCUAGGUAGUGUACUCCGUACAUCCGCAGCUCUGACCUUUUUGCCUUUCUCUGGUACUUUACCAUCUCUGCAGCUAAGAGACCUCCAAUGGAUGCCAUAUCGACAUACUGCUUCGGAAACCUGAGCUGGCUUAGCCUUCAGGCAUUGCCACUGAUCUUGUGGCCGGGUUUUAUAAGCUCUCUCUUACGAGAUGAGUACUCUUCUGCUAGCUCACUCGAGAACUAUUUCGCUCGUUCCCUAGGCUUUGCCAUUCUCGCAUUAGGUCUGGUAGUGGUCAUACUCUCGGGCAGCCUGCCGCUCACAGGGAACGGGGCGACUACAGAGGAUAGGUCUACUCACUCGGCCUACGCGGACGCAACGAUCCUGGUGUCGACCCUCUAUCACGCCUCGGCGGCCUUCUACUGCUACGGCCGCUUCCACUGGACUGGCCAGACCGCCUACACCGCGGGCUGCCUCGGCAGUGCAGUCAUGGCCAGCUUCGGGCUCUGGUGUAUUAUGUUCGCAGGUGAUAAAAGUCGGGUCAACAAGCGGACGGGGUUCGACAAGAAUACGAGCGGGUUCCCUUUUAAGAAUAGCGAGUCGUAUCGCACGAAGAAGAAGGGCAUCUGAAAUAUGGGCUCUGUUGGGUCUCCAUCCUGGCCGUUAGGAACAGGCCGGUCCCGUUACAUGGCCUCACAAGAGAGGCUCGGCAAACUAGUCCGGCAUGAGAACAGCUACGAGGAAGAGGAAAGGAAGGAGUGGGAGAAGCCGAGGAGCUGAGGAGGGUGGAGUCAUUCCUUGAAGGUGAACAGUGUGAACAUGUCGAAAGGGAAGUAAAGGAAGUAUGGCUAUGUACCGAAUGUAUCAAAUGUGGACGCCUAACUCCAGCCCCGUCUGAGUAAUCCUAUUUUACCAAUUCAUACAUAUUACACGGCCCGGUGGUC